Tetrahymena thermophila SB210 is the source of this 1179-nucleotide messenger RNA. RefSeq names its product transmembrane protein, putative. The transcript is spliced from 2 exons. NCBI's taxonomy places the organism in Eukaryota, Ciliophora, Oligohymenophorea, Hymenostomatida, Tetrahymenidae. The record is from RefSeq and is a predicted model, not a curated record.
AUGGACUAAUAAGAUCUUUUAAAAGCUAGCUAAUUCCAAGAGUAGAUUUACUCUUUGGUAGAGUACUUAGAUUACAUUCCUUAUUAAAAAAUUUAGAUUUAGCACUUACUUAUUACUGUAGUGGUUAUCUCUAUUUCUAUUAUUUCUUUUCGCUUGGGCAAAAAGAAGGAAAGCAAUAAUUUUUUAAGCGAUAGAUUUAGGAGAAAGCUUGAGGAAUUCGAAUAAGAUGCAUAAAUUGUUAAUAAGCGUAUAGAAAAAAAUGAGGAUUUUAUUAAGAAAAUUUAUAACUUAUAAAUUUUAUGCUUUGUUGUAACAACCUGCUAUCUUAUUUACAUAGGAUUUAUUGAAUAUCAAGAAGAUAAUAAUAAUAAGUUAAUCAUAACCUCAAUAGCAAUAAUUGUCAUUGAAGCAUGCUUUUAAAUGUAUAAAAAUCACCUGAACACACAAAUCAAGCAAUUGAACUUUAAAAUUUAAGAAGAUAAAAACUAACAAAAUGUAAUAAUGAUGUAGCUUAUCUCGGAAAUGUCUGAAAAAAUGAAAAACAUUCUCAGUGACAUUUUAGCAAAGAAAAUUGUAAAUUAAUGUGAAUCUGAAAAAGAAGGAAUUAAGAAAUUGUAUGAUUAAAAAAUAAAGACCCUCCAAGCUGAAAGCGAAUCUGAGAGAGAUUCCUUAAAAAAGAAAUAUGAAACAAGAAUUAGUGGGUUAACUUAGUAAUAAUCAAGUGAUAGAAUCUUAUGUAAAUCAAAUAUUUGCAAAAAAAAGAGAAAAUUACUUAAAGAAAAACUUAAAAGAAGUGAUUGGUUUAUUAGAAAUUUAUCAGAGUUUGCAUGGUGUUCAAUAUGUGCUUCUAAUAUGUACGAAGAUCCUACUUAAUCAUUCAUAGAGAAUAAUAUUUCUGACUAAUCAAUAAAUUUGGAAGACUCAAUUAUGCUAAACAACACUCUCACUGAAGAUCAAUCUAAUGACGAUGAUGGCAAAUAAGGUGUUUUCAAUAAGUUAAACGGAAGUAAAGGAGAAGUUAUCAAAAAAGAAUGUGAAAAUAAUUGUUUAAGCAAGUAUUUCUUUUUGUGCAAGAAAAUAGGAGAGAAAUAUAACAACUGGACUGAUAUAAUAGACAAGUUUGAGUCUAAAUAUAAAGCAGAAAAGCUCAAAUUAAAAUAGCUUAAUGCAGCAUAAUGA